This is a messenger RNA of Gloeophyllum trabeum ATCC 11539, 786 nucleotides long. RefSeq lists its product as uncharacterized. The record is from RefSeq and is a predicted model, not a curated record. Lineage: Eukaryota; Fungi; Basidiomycota; Agaricomycetes; Gloeophyllales; Gloeophyllaceae. The transcript is spliced from 4 exons. The annotation marks the transcript as partial.
CCUAAACUUGAUCGCCAGUUUGAGAGCACUCUGUCGGCGCCCAUCAUGUCUCGGCUAGUAUUCUGCGACGGCCCCUCCUGUUUCAAGAAGGGUUUCAGCAACCGAUAUGCUUUGGCUCAUCAUCUACUCACUUCCCCGUCGCACCCUCACUGCUCGUCUUGCAACGUGGGUUUCAGGACUGAGUCUGGCUACGUCUUGCACUGGAAGAACCACAAAAACCACCGCGACAAUCCCGAAUGCGACAUCUGCAAGAUACGCUACAGGUCGUACGAAGAACUAGACGAACACUUCAGAACCGCUGCAAAGCACCCCAAGUGCCACCCGUGCAGAAAGGGGUUCUAUGACCGGCACUUGUUGCAUGUCCACCGGCUAUACAAACAUACAGAUAUGGCAGGCAAUCCUCCGGGUCAAGCACAAUCACUUGUACUUGCUCCCUCGAGUUACCCAGUGAGCGUUGGUGGGUCCGCGAGCGGGGGUGUAGGCGUGACCUACACACAGGGGCCGACAAAUCCUGUAACGCAUACCGCAGCACCGCAGCCGCUUCCAAUCCUCACUUCGGUUGUUGAAGUGAAUCACAAUAAUCCCGCACGCAUUACCUGUCCAUGUCCAGCGUGCGAGAAGCUGGUAUUCGCCUGCAAACAAGCUUUUACCGAGCACCUGAAGACCUCGGAUUCGCACAUCCAAUGCUGUAAAAAAGGAUUCAAAUUGGAAGGGCAUUACAUGGCCCAUAGGAAAACCAGUCCUGAUCAUCAGCCGCAAUGCCCAAUUUGCGACGAAUGGUUUUCU